Messenger RNA from Amphimedon queenslandica, 1909 nucleotides. Its product is annotated as ranBP-type and C3HC4-type zinc finger-containing protein 1-like. Gene Ontology annotation, cellular component: LUBAC complex. The transcript is spliced from 12 exons. Gene Ontology annotation, biological process: proteasome-mediated ubiquitin-dependent protein catabolic process; protein linear polyubiquitination. The record is from RefSeq and is a predicted model, not a curated record. Lineage: Eukaryota; Metazoa; Porifera; Demospongiae; Haplosclerida; Niphatidae. Bases 96 to 1865 code for a protein of 589 amino acids. Gene Ontology annotation, molecular function: ubiquitin binding; ubiquitin-protein transferase activity.
AAGAAUCAGUUGAUCUCUUACAUACAGAGGGAUUGAUAUCUAAGGAUACAUUAACAGAAGUGAAGAGUUGUGGUUAUUCAUUGGUAGGAGAUCCAAUGUUACUAAUAUUAAGUGCUGUAGCUGAAGAUCAUAGCAAGUUAUGUAUUCUGACAAGCAUUCUAAUGAAAUCAAAGGAAGCAGUGUCUUUAGCUAGUGAUAUAAUAAUGGAAUAUGGAAAGUCAUUUCCUUCAGCAGUAACAAUCAUGCCAUCUUGUCAACAAGCAAGUACUUCAACAUCUUCAAGUAAUGAGACACACUUGGAAGAAUUCUGUGAGGACAAAUUAACAAUGUUUAGUAAUCGUCAGCUUAAGAGAUUAUCCUCUUCUCUCCUCACUUGUGAGACAAUCAAGUUUGUUCUGAAAUGGAAUCCAAGCAAGCAUUCUCUCUCCAAUAUCAAAGCCCUUCUAUCAAAAACAUUCAAGGAUAAUCAAGUGGAGGUGGUAGUCAUCAAGGAAGGGAACUCCAUCAUUGUUACUUGUUAUGCUCCUCAUUAUCUGAUGGAGAGUUUACUAGUGACAGCUAGAGAUAACAUUGAUAUGCUAAAGGAGAUGGGAUUGAUUAGUUUAACUAUUGGUUACUAUACUGUGUAUGAUGAACUUGCAAUUGAUGAGGAGAUGAAGAGUCUAAUGGUAGAGAGUGAAAGAGAUAAUUUACUUGAGGAGAAUGCUAAAUUGAAGGUUACAAUAGACACAUUAGGUAUCUCAUAUGAAGGUAGAGAAGUUGAUGAAAGCAAUAAGUCAUCAAUGCAAUCAUCAGAAUUUGAGAAGAAAGACAGCAAAAAGAAGAUGACAAAAGCAAUGCAAAUGGAAAUAGAUCGUUUACAAUCAUCUCUUCAAAGCAAAACAGGCCAUCCUGAACCCCCAGGAUGGGCGUGUCCCAGUUGUACUUUUAAGAACUUGCCACUUCGUCCCGGCUGUGAGGUGUGUGGUAGUACCCGUCCUGAUGACUAUCAGCCUCCGCCUAAUUAUGUUCCUACUGAUGCCGAAAAGAAAUUUAUAAACAAUAAUGAUCUACAAGAACUUAAUAAUUUUUUAGAGAACGAGAGAUUGAUGCAAAGACAGCAAGCAGAGAAGAACUAUAAAGACUAUUUGAACACUGAUGCUGUACCUGUGGUACUUAAUGAAGAAGAAUUUGAGUGUCCUGUUUGUUUCACUGACAUUGAUCCUGGAGAGGGUAUUAGACUGAGAGACUGUUUACACAUGGUCUGCAUGGAUUGUUUAAAAGGUACCAUUUUACAUUCACAAGAGGCUCAAGUCAAAUGUCCUUAUAUGGAUGAUGAUGGCGGAUGUGAGGAAUACAUUUCAGAUAGAGAAAUACGUGAAGUAUUGAAUGACGAGGAGUUGGAAUCAUUCUUUAAGCGAGGCCUUCGAAUAGCCGAGGCCACAGACCCUAACAGUUUUCACUGUAAGACAGCAGAUUGUCCAGGAUUCUGUUUUUAUGAAGGCAAGGUGAAUGAGUUUAAGUGUCAGAAUUGUGAUAAGCUAAAUUGUAUUUUGUGCAAAGCUCAACACGAAGGAAUGAACUGCCAGGAGUAUCAAGAUGACCUGAAGAUAAAGGCAGCUAAUAAUGAAGCAGAAAAAGAGACUCAAGCAAUGCUUGAAAAAAUGAUAGCUGAUGGUAAAGCAAUGCGUUGCCCAAACUGCAAGAUUAUUAUUAUUAAGAAGAUCGGUAGUGAUUGGAUCAGAUGUGUUUUGUGCAAGACAGAAAUGUGCUGGGCUACUAAAGGGCCAAGAUGGGGAUCAAAAGGUCGUGGUGAUAUCAGUGGUGGCUGUAGGUGUGGUGUUAAUAAUACCAGGUGUCAUCCUAACUGUAGAAAUUGUUUUUAGAAGUUGGGGAGAGGGAGGAGUGGCUCUCUUGUACUUAACAAAAA